Lathyrus sativus (Indian pea) is the source of this 1077-nucleotide messenger RNA. Lineage: Eukaryota; Viridiplantae; Streptophyta; Magnoliopsida; Fabales; Fabaceae. The record is from the annotation of a GenBank genome assembly.
AUGGCUGAAUGCUCCUCUUACUCUUCAAUCUUCAGCUUCGGCGACUCCAUGGCCGACACCGGCAACCUAUUUUUCAGCAACCAAGACCCCUCUGAUCACUGCUUAUCUCCUCCCAACGGCCAAACCUACUUUCAUCAUACAUCUGGUCGUUGCUCCAAUGGACGCCUCAUCAUUGAUUUCAUAGCCGAGUCAUUGGGGAUUCCGAUGGUGAAACCGUAUUUAGGAAUAAAGAAGGGUGUAUUGGAAGAUAGUGCAGGAAAGGAUGGGGUGAAUUUUGCUGUUAUAGGAGCAACGGCUUUAGACAUUAGUUUCUUUGAAGAGAGGGAUAUUCAUAACGUUGCUACCAAUUAUUCAUUAACUGUUCAGAUGAAUUGGUUCAAGGAACUUCUUUCUGCUCUCUGCAAUUCUUCAGAAAGUUGCCAUAAAGUUCUUGGAAAGUCAUUAUUUCUGGUAGGAGAAAUUGGAGGCAACGAUUUCAUUUAUAUGUUAAAUAGCCGAAAAAGCAUAGAAGAGAUAAAAACCUAUGUACCAGAUGUAAUCAAUGCAAUAACUUCAGCAAUCAAUGAGUUGAUUGAUCUAGGGGCACACACACUCAUGGUCCCUGGGAAUUUCCCAAUGGGAUGCAAUGCAUGCUUUUUAACAAAGUAUGAAACCACAGAUAAGAACCAAUAUGACUCAUUCGGUUGCUUGAAGAAGCUAAACGAAUUUGCUGCAUUUUACAACCAGAAUCUUCAAAAUGAAAUACAAAGGCUUCGUGGAGUUUAUCCUCAUGCAAAUAUCAUCUAUGUUGAUUAUUAUAAUGCUUUAUUGCCAUUAUAUCAAUAUCCAUCAAAAUUUGGUUUUCUAGGUCUUAAAGCUUGCUGUGGGAUGGGAGGUUCGUAUAAUUUCAAUGGAUCAGAACUUUGUGGAAAAUCAGGUGUGGUUGCAUGUGAUGAUCCUUCUCAGUAUAUUUCGUGGGAUGGUGUUCAUUUGACUGAGGCUGCAUAUAGAUUGAUUGCUCAUGGUAUCAUUAGUGGACCAUAUUCUCUUCCUAAACUUAAGAAUCUGUGCUCCAUAAAUUUAGCUAUGGAUAUUUGA